Messenger RNA from Cavenderia fasciculata, 255 nucleotides. Its product is annotated as hssA/2C/7E family protein. Lineage: Eukaryota; Evosea; Eumycetozoa; Acytosteliales; Cavenderiaceae. The record is from RefSeq and is a predicted model, not a curated record. The transcript is spliced from 2 exons. Bases 1 to 255 code for a protein of 84 amino acids.
AUGACUAUCCUUGCCUCUCUUUCCUCAAUGAACAUGUCCAAGCUCGGUUCAUCCACCAAAUCAUCAUUUGCUGGAUCCAGUUACUUCUCUUCCCAAGGUGGUAACUCUGUUGCUUGUGGUGGUUGUGGUGGUGGCUCCAAUGGAGGUAUCAAGAUCAAUGCCGACAUUGAUCUCAAUAUCAACCUUGGUGGUUUGGUUGGUGGUUUGGUAGGUGGAUUGUUGGGUGGAUCUGGAUGUCACUCUGGAUGUCACUAA